AAAAAAAAAAAAAAAAAGAGGAAAUGGCUCAUCGAGAGACGAACUCUCGUAGCAUACGGAGGGGAUAGGUUUCACACGGGCAAUGCCUAUGUAUAUUAACCUUAAAUCGAAAAAAUAAAAUUUUAUCUCUUGUACGAUUUGAUUGUUUCUAUAAUAGACGAGAGAUCCGAUUCUAAUAUGACAGACGAUCUAACCUAUAUUUCAUUCCACUUAGCUUUAAAUUAAACGUUCUUAAUGAAAAAACUUUUUUUUGAAAAUGAGUAAAAGUGAAAACUUUAUAAAAAAAGGUACCACUAUUUUAACCGCCAAACCAUUUGCUUAUACUCUUUAUUCAAAAUAUAGAAAUCAACGAUGCGAUCAUUGUUUUAAAAGUGGAAAUCUAUUUAAAUGUUCUGUAUGUCAGUAUGUUUAUUAUUGUAAUCGAUCUUGUCAACGACUAUCUUGGCCCAUACAUAGCAAAGAAUGUGCAAGUUUAAAGAAAUGUUCACCAAGGGUAGUACCAAAUGUUGCAAGACUCAUGGCACGUAUAAUUAUAAAACUAAAUCAAGGUGGAGAUGAAGAAAUAGGAUAUUAUAACGAAACAAAUUAUAGAAAAUUUAAGGACUUAAUGUCUCAUUGUUCUGAGAUAAAAAGGGAUAAGAAAAAAAUGGAACAUUUUAUAUGCUUAUGUGGUAUUUUAUAUGAAUUCCUGGGCGAUAUGCCUGUACCAAAUACCACUGAAUUAAUGGGUAUUUAUGGCAGAAUUUGUAUCAACUCUUUCAAUAUAUCUAAUUUCGAUACAAAUAUCGGUGUUGGUAUUUAUUUGGCACCUUCUAUUUUGGAUCACAGUUGCAAACCUAAUGCCGUAGCAAUCUUUGAGGGAAUUACCAUAAUAGUUAAAACAAUAGAAGAUCUGCCUUCUUUAGAUUUAUCUCAGAUAAAAAUAACGUACAUCGAUGUAAUUAAGACAACAAAAGAUAGACGUACAGAACUGCAAAGUUCAUAUUAUUUUUGGUGUAACUGUGAAAAAUGUGAAGGCCCAGAACCGAUGGCAGAAGCAGCAGCAUGUCCAAAUAAAUUUUGUACAUAUCCUUGUUCUUCCGAUGCCAAUGCGUGUGAAAAUUGUAAUACAAAAUUUCCACAAAAUUUUAAAAAGACUUUUGACGAAAUAUCCGAAUUUACCGCAUAUCACUUAGAAAACAUGAAGAAUAUUGCCUGUAUCCUUUUUACGUGUAAUAACAAAGAGACAGAUCUGGAUGUAAGCAAAAUGUGUCUCUCAAAACAGGAAAGCGUUUUACAUCCUCUCAAUAUACAGUAUGUACAAACUUUACAAACUGCUUUUGACUCCUCUAUAAACUUACAACAUUGGGAGGAAGCCGAGUCUUAUGCUAAAAGACUUAUUAACGGCUACUUAACGUAUUACGGAGAAAUUCAUCCAUCAACUGGAUUACUUUACUUGGCAAUAGGAAAAAUUCAGGUAUAUUCAGGAAAGAAACUAAAACAAGCCAUCGAAGCGUUAAAAAAAGCUAGCUCAAUAUUAACAAUAACACACGGAGAACAACAUAGUGUAAUAACAGAAAAUUUGAAACCACUUCUUUAUCAAGCUACCGUAAAAUAUACGAUGUUCUCUGCAUUCAAAAGAUUAGCUGGAAAGUCAGAUGGAGUUAACAACGUGUCACCCAGACCAGCUCAUCAAUCUAUGCCAACAACUUUACAGAGAAAAUUUGCCAAAGGUGUACAAUAUAACAUGAAAAUUAUUAUAAAGGGCGACAGAAAUGUGGGAAAAACUUGUCUAUUUCAUAGACUUCAAGGCCAAAAAUUUAUAGAAGAAUAUAUACCAACAGAAGAGAUACAAGUAACAAGUAUUCAGUGGAAUUACAAAGCUACCGACGAUAUCGUUAAAGUUGAAGUUUGGGAUGUUGUAGAUAAAGGUCGACGUAGAAAAAAAUUAGAAGGUUUAAAAAUGGAUAAUUCACAACCUGAAAAUAUAAUCGAGGAGCCUGCUUUAGAUGCAGAGUUUCUCGAUGUAUAUAAAGGGACCAAUGGUGUUAUCAUUAUUAUGGAUAUUACAAAAUCUUGGACAUUCGAUUAUGUACAAAGAGAACUUCCAAAAAUUCCUAACCAUAUUCCAGUAAUUGUUUUAGGAAAUCAUUGUGAUAUGUCGCAUCACAGAACUGUUACGUCAGAUCAUGUGACAUACUUCAUCGAUUUAUUUCACGAAAGAACAGCGCAAGUAAGAUACGCAGAAUCCUCCAUGAGAAACGGUUUUGGAUUAAAACUUUUGCACAAAUUCUUCAAUCUUCCUUUUCUUCAGCUACAGAAAGAAACGUUAUUAAAACAACUUGAAACUAACGAGGAGGAGACACGUUUGACGAUACAAGAACUCGAUCUCUUUCAAGAUAGCGACGAUGCCAAUUACAACAAAUUCUUAGAUAAUCUUGUCAACAGAAGAAGAGCACUUGCCGAUUCUGUUUCUGCUAGUAUUCUAGUCCCUAAUGUUACGUCUUCUUUAAGCAAUCAUAACGUACUAUCUUCUUACGGCAAUACGAAUGUAAAUGCUGAAGUUAAAAGAUCGUUUUCCAUGCCUGGUCCUAUAGGAGGUGGAACUCCUAUUCCAGUAAAAAAUAUAGAUCAAAUAGCAUCAAAGAAAGAAAAUUUUACAAAUACUUCCGAAAAUCAAGCAAUUUCUGUUAAAAACUCACAAAUUACAUCAACACUGUGUAGCGUAACGCAAAACAUUUCGAAAAUAGAUUCUAAAAUAAUCGAAUUUUUAAAUGAAAAUUCUGACAGACGAGAUUCAACCAGCAAACCACAAUCGCUCAUGUCAAAGAUAUUUGGCAAUAAAAAGGAAGACGAGAUAGAAAAAGCAACGCGCAUUAACAACCCAAAUACAAAUGUACCGUUAACUAGCGUCGAAGAUUUUGUACCAGAUGACGAUGGAUUGUUGGAUCGAUCAUUUUUAGAAGAUAGUCAAGUUUCACCACAAAAAGUACAACACGAAGAGCCAGACUCCGAAAGUGAUACUGAAACUGCAAAUCCCUUAGUUGCCGAAUACGAAGAUGAUUUAUCAUCGACCGAUGAAGCUACACCUACAGCUAUUCAACCUAAAUUAGCAGAAAAUCCACUAAGCAAACAAAAACAUAAACGCGAAACUUUAUCACAUACAGAAAUAAAUGUGGGGAAAUCGCGGCAAAUUACGAAAUGCGAUUCUAUUUCAUCUAUAGACCAAGAAUUACAAAUAUCAAACAACUAUGACACAAACGAACAACGAGAGAUCAACUCGGACGCACUUGAUAGCUGGCUUCGACGCGAUUCUAAGUGGAGACAAAGUCCCGAAGGUGGCGAAGACGUAAGCAGUAAUAGUGCCAGAAAAGAUAGAUUGGAAUUAAGCGAUAAAAGCGUAGACGUUAGCGUAACAAGUUCUAACGUGCAUUUAGAAUUACUCGACAAUACGAGCGUGCGUCAUAUGAGUUCUGACGGUGGAAGCCCUGUGUUAAAAGAGAAAAAAAGGCACAAAGAAAAGACGGAAGAUAAAGAAAAAAAGAAGAAGAAAAAAUCGAAGGACAAAGAAAAAGACAAACAAGAGAAAAUAGACAAAACAGAAAAAAAGAAAAAACGAUCGUUACAUCGUUCAAGAGAUGAAACCAGAGAACGCGACGAACUCGAAGAAUUUCUCAAUGGUUCUGUAACUAGAAUUGGCGUUGAUGUUGCUUACGAAGCAAUAUAGCGUCUCUUUCACGUAACGUUUAAGUUUAUUUUUAAUUAGUAAUACUGUCCUCUAGCAACGCAUAAAAAACAUUGAACUAUCAAUUUUAUAUCGUAACACUUGCAAAUGUAUCUUUUAUAAUUUUAAUUCCACAGAUUAAUAUUUCGCGAAUGUGUAUAAUAUAAUCACAAAUGUAUUUUUGUAAAUUUAAAUGCAACAUAUUGAAAUUAUUUGUACACGUUAAACGAUUUAUCAACGAUAUAUCUCUCUCUAAAGUUAUAUCGAAGAAUUAUUUGAAUAUCGAUUCUUUUCUAAAAUAAAAAAAAGUUAAUAUCGUCAUUUUUUAAUGUAUCAUAGUACGAUGUGUCAUCAAUACGUGUUAAUAAAUGUACAUAGAUAAACAAGAAAUUACCGUGUAAAACUAUAAUUUCAAAUUUGCCACUAAACACAAGCGCCAUCUUUGAAACUUCAAACACGUUAAACUCGUGCAAUUUAUAAUCGAACAUGCGUGAAUUUGCUGCCGGAGGCUACGAUACGAUGCUGAGGUCAUGUCGACAGCUCUAUUUCAUAUUACAUAUUAUUGACACAUAAUCGAAUACAAAUAUCGAAUACAAAUCACUGAAAUAAAAAAUUCAGAAAAAUGUCAUUUUAUUUGCGUCCUGUUUCAAAUAAAUUUACAUCUUUUGUUAAUCUACGAAAACAAGUAACCGACAUCAACUAUCAAUUAUCAAAAAAUGGCAAACGCUAUUUAUUCGUGGACGAAUUUUUAGGCGCACAAACAAGUUCAACGACAAAUGUCAAGAAAAUACCUUCGAGUUCAAUAGCUCAUUCGUUAAAUCGCAAUGUACCAGUUAUCUCUUUCAAUGCUAUCGAGAGUCCUAACAUAGAAAAUAAAAAAUAUAAUUGGACUAAACAAACAAUCAGAUUACAUCAGCAAAAACAAACGAACGCUCAGACGCAAAAUAUUAUCAAUCCAGAUUUAAAUGUAACAUCAUCAAGAAACAACACGGACCGUGGAAAGUCAUUUGUAACUUUAAGAAGUAAAAGAUCUAGUUUGCCAUGUACAAAAAUGGUAUUAACCGAAAGUAUCACAUCCGACAGUAUCUUACUCAGCUCUCAAAAGGAUGAAACAUUCCACGCAGAAAUUUCUCCCAACGUGCAAAGUAUAAACGAAAUACAAGCUUCUGAGAAUCGUAAACCAGUCGACUCACGUUUGCAAAAUGUAUUUGACAUUCUUCGCGAGGAUCGGUAUUACACAAUAUUUCAAGCAAAUAACGUUAUUAAAAAUAAUUGGUCAUUUGAAAUAUGCGUUUGUCAAAUUAGAGAUUUUAAAAAUGACCAUGCAUCCUGAAGACAACAGUAUUAAAGUUCGUUGGCGUAUAGUAGGUAUUUCCGGUACACGCGUAUUUCUCACAUUUUGGAAGAUCAAAGUCUGGAAGUCAAAAGAACAAACAGACAACGCGGCAGCGUGGUACGAUGGCUUUUCGACAUUUUACGUUAACAACGAUGGCAAAAUAUUCAAACACAUCGUGGAUAAAACAAUGCCCGAUCGAGAAAUAACAGAAAAAAUUAAGACACCUAUCGAAACGAAACUCGCACUAUUCGUCGCUUUAUUAGGUUUAAACCCACAUCUUGUUCAAUUUUGUUUAAAAAGAUAUAUUAAAUUUCUUCGAACAAGAUAAAAAAUUUAUUAAAUAUUUUCAAAUAUGUAAAAAAAAUAAUAAAUAUUGAAACUGCAAUCGAUACAUUGUUUAAAUCUAUCAUCAUUAUGUCGUUACAUUUAUAAUUAAUAUCUAGUCACACCAAGAAACACGUUCCUUUUCAAUACUUUUUAACAAACGUGAUAGAUAAAAUUUAUAAAUAUAUCAAACUACAUUAUUACUAUCAUCGGAGUUACGUACAAGAUAUUCUGAAAUUUAGUUCUUAAAGUUUGCUAUUGCGUUCUAAAAUAUCACGUAACAAAAUGCUUAUAAACGCUCCAUCAAGAAGUUGUAACAAGAAUAUAAAACAUACAGCUACAUAUACUUGCGCGUAUUACUUCGGCAAUGCAAAAUCGAUGUUAAAGAGCCAUUGAAUUUGUUACAAACCAAAUUUCAUAUUAAU
Heterotrigona itama is the source of this 5788-nucleotide messenger RNA. Lineage: Eukaryota; Metazoa; Arthropoda; Insecta; Hymenoptera; Apidae. The record is from the annotation of a GenBank genome assembly.